AACUCACAAAUCACAAUAGUUGAUUUUAUAUCAAACAAACGCCAGCAGGCAGCAGCCACCUCAACCUAACACAAGCAAUUCACAUUCCACUAUUCAUCAUUUCAAGAUUUUGAACCCCCCAAACAUGUUCAUUCAUCACAAUAUAAACAAGGAAAAUAAUUGAAUAUUUUUUUCAUGCCUUGGGUUGUCAUCCUUGAUAGUUGAUCCUAGAUUUGACUACUCCAAGAUUUGACCAAUCUCUUCCACUCUUAAAACAAAAAAUAAAAAUAAAAAUAAAAAUAAAAAUCAAACUAGUACAGCUCUCCAAAAAUCUUUUCGCUCCUCUCUUCUUGUGCAUUCCUUUCAUCUAUCUCCCUUCUCCUUCUGCCACUCUCCCAAAUUCCUAUUUUAGGGUUUCCAAUAUUAUUUCUCUCAGGAUCUGAGCUUACUUUCGAUACUCUCCUAACAUUCUCUUUGUUAUUUUAUUUUUCUCCUGUUUUUCUGGCCGAACUUUGAGUUGUGCAGUUCACAGCUUCACUCUUCAACUUCCUGUUAUUAUUUUUUUGAUUUUAUUUUGUUGCAUUUGAAGGUUUACUGUUGAACUAUAGUAGCUAUUAUUUGAAAUUUUUGAAGAAUAAUUUACAUGAAAUUGGAGUAAUUUGAAUGUGUAAUAGAGUGAUGUUUGAGUAAAACAAAAAAAUGGCGUUGAAAGUAUCGGGUGCGAAAGCAGCGGAAGUUGCGAUUGGAUCGAUUGGUCGAGGAUACGAUAUAUCAGCAGAUCUUAGACUUAAAUUUUGCAAAGGAGAGUCGUCGGAUUCUCGUUUGAUUGAAAUUGAUGAGCAUCAUUGUCAGGAGAUUGCCUUGCCUGGUGGAAUCAAUGUUCCGAAUGUACCCAAUUCCGUUAAAUGUGAUAAAGGUGAAAGAACCAGAUUUAGGUCUGAUGUUCUUUCUUUUCAACAGAUGUCGGAACAGUUUAAUCAAGAGAUAUCAUUAACGGGUAAAAUACCCUCUGGCCUCUUUAAUACUAUGUUCGAGUUCUCUGGAUGCUGGCAAAAGGAUGCAGCCUACACAAAAACAUUGGCAUUUGAUGGGGUUUUCAUCACCCUUUAUACUGUUGCUUUAGAAAAAAGUCAACUAGUAUUGCGUGAUCAUGUGAAACAAUAUGUCCCUUCAACAUGGGAGCCUGCUGCACUAGCAAGGUUCAUUGAAAGAUUUGGGACCCACAUUAUUGUGGGGGUAAAGAUGGGAGGGAAGGAUGUUGUAUAUGUAAAGCAGCAGCACUCGUCAUCCCUUCAACCUGCUGAAGUACAGAAAAAAUUGAAGGAGAUCGCUGACAAAAGGUUUUUAGAUGCCAAAGGGCAGGAUGACAUGAAUUCUGGUCAAAUUUAUCAUGAUGGAAAGCUUGAUGUUCGAGAACAGCGACUGAGAUUUGCAGAUAUGAGCCCUUCUUGUUCAUAUUCACACAAGGAGGACAUUACUACCAUUUGCAAGAGGAGAGGCGGAAGCGAUAAAAGGAGUCCUCAUUAUGAAUGGUUACAAACUGUACAAAUUGAGCCAGAUGUAAUUUCCAUGUCAUUUAUCCCAAUCACGUCUCUGUUGAACGGUGUCCCUGGGAGUGGGUUCUUAAGCCACGCAAUAAAUCUUUAUUUACGCUACAAACCACCACUAGAAGAGCUUCAUCAGUUUCUAGAAUUUCAGUUACCAAGGCAAUGGGCACCUGUGUUCAGUGAACUUCCCUUGGGUCCUCAACGCAGGCAACAAAACCAUGCAUCUCUGCAGUUCAGUUUCAUGGGUCCGAAGCUCUAUGUCAAUACCACUCCGGUUGAUGUUGGUCGGAGGCCUGUGACGGGCCUACGGCUUUAUCUUGAAGGUAGGAAAAGCAAUCGCCUGGCCGUCCAUCUGCAGCACUUGUCAUCUCUUCCUAAAAUUUUUCAACUGAAAGAUGAUCCUAUUGGGAAUUUUCAGCAAGAACACUAUGACCGGAGGUUUUAUGAAAAAGUUGGAUGGAAGAAUUUUUCACAUGUAUGCACAGCUCCAGUUGAGUCUGAUGAAGAUCUUUCAAUUGUAACCGGAGCUCAGCUGGAAGUUGGGGACUAUGGGUUCAAAAAGCUACUUUUUCUUAGACUCCGUUUUUCCACUGUUUUGGGAGCAACACUGGUAAAGAACGCAGAGUGGGAUGGAUCUCCAGGUUUGGCCCGCAAGUCAGGGCUCAUAUCAACUUUGAUCAGUCAGCACUUUACGGCAGUGGCAAAACCCCUACCGCAGCCUGCUGAUGUAAAUAUCAACUCUGCUGUGUAUCCUGGUGGUCCUCCAGUCCCUGUCCAAGCACCCAGGCUGUUGAAAUUUGUUGAUACGACAGAGAUGGCAAGAGGACCGCAAGACACCCCAGGUUACUGGGUUGUUUCUGGUGCAAAGCUCCUUGUUGAAAAGGGUAAAAUCUCGCUCCGGGUGAAAUAUUCAUUACUUACCCCUAUUUUACCCGACGAUGAUGAGUUCGAAUAAAUGCUUUCGAAUCUUCUUUUUAAUGGAUUGGUAGAAAAUUGAAGGGAAAUAUAUUGUGGAGUGAAUGAGGUGAAAUUUUUACGACAGCUUGGAUGCAAAUCACCACAUUAUUGAUUGAAGAAACUGUGCAAAUGCAGGCAAAAGGUGGUGGGAAAUUAAGGAAUUUUUUUCACUAUGGUUGCUAUAUGAACUUUUGGUUUGAUCUACUCCCCUUUCCUGCUUCAUCAGAAAAAGGAAAUAGAAGAAAAUAGUUUUCAGCGUUUUAUGUAAUUUGUGAUCCUUGUCUAUAUAAUGGAAAAAGAAAGGCUGGGUGUUUGCAAUUCAAGUGCUCACCGCUUCAUUGAAAA
Beta vulgaris subsp. vulgaris (sugar beet) is the source of this 2828-nucleotide messenger RNA. RefSeq names its product MACPF domain-containing protein At4g24290. Gene Ontology annotation, biological process: plant-type hypersensitive response; regulation of salicylic acid mediated signaling pathway. The coding region runs from base 679 to 2481 and encodes 600 amino acids. The record is from RefSeq and is a predicted model, not a curated record. Gene Ontology annotation, cellular component: plasma membrane. Lineage: Eukaryota; Viridiplantae; Streptophyta; Magnoliopsida; Caryophyllales; Amaranthaceae. The transcript is spliced from 7 exons.